AACAUAAUAGUUUAGGUGCUGGUAAUGCUUUGUCCUAAUGGCUAAUAGCACUAUGACCCACUAAGAAAAAAAAAUGUUAAAUCAGAGCCAUUGAUUGCCUGUGUGACUAUUGGCUAAUAGCAGAAAAUCACAUGGUCAAAGCUUCUUUUUAAAGGCAUGAGUGAAGUUAGUUAACAGAAGUGGUGAUUACAUCGAGGUUUGCAGGAAGGUGUUUUAGAGUGUGUUAGAAAACUUAGUCCUUCAUAAUGUGUGAACCAUUUUUGGGAACUUGGAAACUAAUUUCAAGUGAAAAGUUUGAUGACUACAUGAAGGAGCUGGGUGUGGGCUUUGCCACUAGGAAAAUAGCUGGAGUGGCCAAGCCCAAUAUAAUUAUCACCUGCACUGGGGGUGUUAUAACCAUUAAGACUGAAAGCAGUUUCAAAAACACCGAGAUUUCCUUCAAACUAGAAGAAGAAUUUGAUGAGACCACAGCAGAUGACAGAAAAGUAAAGGUGAGUUCCCUACUUUCCCUUAAAUCAUUUUGGUUGAGUACAUUUAGACUCUUGAAAAGGUAUUGUGAAUCUUCUUGGAAAUGACAAUAUAGGAACUUC
Ahaetulla prasina is the source of this 590-nucleotide messenger RNA. RefSeq names its product fatty acid-binding protein, adipocyte-like. NCBI's taxonomy places the organism in Eukaryota, Metazoa, Chordata, Lepidosauria, Squamata, Colubridae. Gene Ontology annotation, biological process: fatty acid transport. Gene Ontology annotation, cellular component: nucleus; cytosol. Gene Ontology annotation, molecular function: fatty acid binding. The record is from RefSeq and is a predicted model, not a curated record. The coding region runs from base 246 to 575 and encodes 109 amino acids. The transcript is spliced from 2 exons.